AUGGCGUCCAACAAUACUGACCAUCGGGCCGGUGACACCGCUGACACCCCCGACUCUUCCCCCAACUCAUCCUCCGACUCCCAAACCACCAAUACUGGGCAACGAGCCAUUCUAACCACCAAGGAUCUCGAUGCCAACAACAUCGAUUCCAAUGAUAAGGUCGAUAUCAAAAUCGACCUCGAUAAUGCAGACGUGCGUCCUACACCAGAGACACAAGCGUCCAACCUACCGAAGUUGACCGAGGCCAUAAUUACAAACGUGCCACGUCGACUGAAAACCAACUCCAAGAACCUCGACCAAUGGGUUUUUCGAGUGAAGUUCGCACUGGCCCAAAUCCGACUAGAACACCUCAUCAACAGCAGUGUUCCCCACCCAGUUAGGGGCCAGCAUAACUACAACAGAUGGGUGCAAUGGUCUCGCACUGUGGCCAACUGGCUGUAUCUCCACGUGGAUGAAAGAAUCCAGGAUAGACUCAAGCAGUUGCCCAAGGCACCCAAUACAGCGGAUGCUGUAUUUGACGGGAUCAUGAAGAUCGUUCAUGAAAGUGACAAGGUCGUCAAGGGUAGCGUCAAGCUCGAUGGUUACGAUGACCAAAAGAUAUCGGAUUUACAGGCUAUCAGGAAGUACAUUACGGCUCAUCAGACUCCAUGCCAUUUGCUCGGUUUGAGGCUACUUGCGGGCUCUUCUUUGCGCUAG
This is a messenger RNA of Penicillium vulpinum, 696 nucleotides long. RefSeq lists its product as uncharacterized. The record is from RefSeq and is a predicted model, not a curated record. The transcript has a single exon. The coding region runs from base 1 to 696 and encodes 231 amino acids. NCBI's taxonomy places the organism in Eukaryota, Fungi, Ascomycota, Eurotiomycetes, Eurotiales, Aspergillaceae.